AUGAACCUCCUCAAUUGCGUCUUCCCUGCCCGCCAAGAAGAAGAAACUGAGGAUCAUGGGUCUUUGGGCCUCUCUGUCCAGGGGUACCAUUCAAGGUGUCAAGUGGCUGAUGGGACAGACAGCCUCCAGCUAGGCACUGUCAUCAUCCUGCCCCUUACCUCUGUCCAUAACUGCACCUGCUGGCCCCAACCCCCAGAGGAUGCCCCAAGGACAUACCCUCGGCCUCAUGAGUUCCUGACCCCAUCGGAUCUGCCCAAGAGCUGGGACUGGCGUAACGUGGGUGGUGUCAACUAUGCCAGUAUCACUAGGAACCAGCACAUACCCCAGUACUGCGGCUCCUGCUGGGCCCACGGCAGCACCAGCGCCAUGGCAGAUCGGAUCAACAUCAAGAGGAAGGGCGCGUGGCCCUCCACCCUGCUGUCGGUGCAGCAUGUCAUCGACUGUGGCAAUGCUGGCUCCUGCGAGGGGGGCGACGACCUGUCAGUGUGGAAGUAUGCCCACCAGCACGGCAUCCCCAGCGAGACCUGCAACAACUACCAGGCCAAGGACCAGAAGUGCGACAAGUUUAACCAAUGUGGGACAUGCACUGAGUUCAAAGAGUGCCAUUCCAUCCAGAACUACACCCUCUGGAAAGUGGGUGACUACGGCCCUGUCUCUGGGAGGGAGAAGAUGAUGGCAGAAAUAUACGCAAAUGGUCCCAUCAGCUGCGGUAUUAUGGCAACAGAAAGAAUGGAGAACUACACGGGAGGCAUCUAUGCCGAAUACAACGAUAUGGCCUACAUCAACCAUGUCAUUUCUGUGGCUGGGUGGGGCAUCAGCGAUGGCACUGAAUACUGGAUUGUCCGGAACUCAUGGGGCGAACCAUGGGGCGAGAACGGCUGGAUGAAGAUUGUGACCAGCACCUACAAAGAUGGGAAGGGUGCCAGCUACAACCUUGCUAUUGAGGAGAACUGCUCGUUUGGGGACCCCAUUGUUUAAGGUGGACACCUCUGGGAGGGUAGUUUAAGAAAUUAUAACAUGAACCAUAAUCACAGGGGAUCCUACCAUUGUGGGCACUAGGCUGACUGGCAGGAACUGGGGUAACUGAUAGCGAUAUUGGACAGCUUCAGUGGCACUGAACACCUAUACGGUGCCUGUCAACAUGAGGCCCGAUGCUGUACCGGCUGCAAGGGCAUUCCCAAGAGCUGAAGACAGGAUGACGUGAGCACCCGCAUAACAACAGCAGUCAGCGACCUGGGGAAGAAGUGAUCCACAGGACAGCAAAUUAUGGAACCCCAAUUUUCUUUAGGAGAAGGCUUGGUAUCUUGGUAUUUUGUAUUUGGCAACUGUGGUCUAUAACAUGGCAUUUAAGAGGUAAAAGAGUUCAGGCUUAUCACUUCUUAUGUCACCUUGGAAUCAAUGGGGUGGGGGGCAAUUUCAAAUUGCCCAAGUGAUGAAUAAAAUAGCUAACCUCA
Galeopterus variegatus (Sunda flying lemur) is the source of this 1454-nucleotide messenger RNA. It is a transcript of the gene CTSZ, whose product is annotated as cathepsin Z. The record is from RefSeq and is a predicted model, not a curated record. The transcript has 7 exons. Bases 1 to 978 code for a protein of 325 amino acids. Lineage: Eukaryota; Metazoa; Chordata; Mammalia; Dermoptera; Cynocephalidae. Gene Ontology annotation, molecular function: cysteine-type endopeptidase activity. Gene Ontology annotation, cellular component: lysosome.